This is a messenger RNA of Peronospora matthiolae, 651 nucleotides long. NCBI's taxonomy places the organism in Eukaryota, Oomycota, Peronosporomycetes, Peronosporales, Peronosporaceae. The record is from the annotation of a GenBank genome assembly.
AUGUACGAAGGGAUUGACAACCUGAAAUCCCUUUACGACCGUGCCGGAAAGACUUUCUCCAGCGGUCCUUCUGCGGCUCAGGAUGUGCCGCAUCGUACUGCUCAACCAGACCCAGUACGUCAACCAUCAGUUGGGAGCGGGGCUCCCAAGAAUCCCAGGACGGGGGAUAGCCGCGCCACCCGACGAGAUAACUCGGCCGACGUCCGUUCACGUCGCGGUGGUUCAACAGCUGCUCAACUAGAUAGCGCUGGCCACCGCGAGAGUCCUCUAAUGGAGGUGGAGGAGGAGGAAAGACGCUCUCCACACGAUCGUGGGGAUCCGUGUGUUCCCGAGAGCUUCUUUGAUCGCGUAACGCAAGGGUUACGCGGUGAUCUCGAACAUGAGCGGGACAGGCGUCUCCAACUGGCGGACGCUGUCUCGAAGCAUCGAGCUGAGUUUGCCUUUGCUCAGCUUGAGAACGAGAGAUCUCUGACAUCUCUUCGUGACGAGCUAAGGGUAGCUCGUGGGAUUGUUGAUCGGUCUCGGGAUGAGAUAACUGCUCUUCAGACCCUUGUUGAUGCCCACCAUCGGGAGCACAAGGCUCUCUGCGAGAUGCUUGAGCGCAAGGGCAUUCUUCAUCGGAAGAAGCAGCGUACUGAUGGUACGGCUUAA